UACAUCCUAGAUUUGUCCUUGCCCUUUCACAUAAAAAUUUAGAAUCAUAUUUGGAAGUUCUUCGGAGUCUUCAGAUAAGCGGCAAAACACAACACAAUGCAGGCACUUCACCUUGGCUGUUCAAUUCCACCUUCUCUUUCUCACCAUUUUCCAUCAAAUUCAAGUUCCAUGAAUCACAACUCUAUUUACCACCACAAACCCAAUAAACAGCACCAAUUUCUAUACCCCGUUAUUCGUUUCUCGCGCCCCAAAAAACCCGGUAUAAUCACGGCGGUCUCGAAAGUUGAUUAUUAUGAUACUAUGCAUGUUAGCAAGAAUGCUACCUUGGAUGAAAUUAAGACCUCUUACCGAAAGCUCGCUCGAAAGUACCAUCCAGAUAUGAACAGAACUCCGGGUUCAGAGGAAAAAUUCAAAGAGCUUAGUGCUGCAUAUGAGGUUCUUUCUGAUAAAGAGAAGAGAGCUUUGUAUGAUCAUUUUGGUGAAGCAGGCUUGCAAGGAGACUCAGUUGGCCCUAACUUUAAUGUCGAAGAAGUGGAUCCUUUUCAGGUCUUUGAUUCAAUAUUUGGUGAAGAAGGUGGAUUUUUUGGAGGUCAAGGCAUGGGUGUUAAUUUUGAUAGGAGAAGCAGAAGCAGGCAUAAUAUUGAUAUUUGGUCUGAUCUAUAUCUAACCUUUGAAGAAUCAGUCUUUGGAGGAACACGAGAAAUUGAAGUUCCCUGUUUGGAGAUAUGUGCUGUAUGUGGUGGUACAGGAGCUAAAUCGACAGCUUGCAUCAAAUCAUGUACUGAAUGUGGAGGUAGAGGAAGGGUGAUGAAAAGUCAGAGAACACCGUUUGGUGUUGUUUCCCAGGUGUCUACGUGCCUAAGUUGUGCAGGUGAUGGAAAGGUUGUGACUGAUGAUUGUGCAAAGUGUGAUGGCCUGGGAAGCAUAAGAUCAAACCGGAGUUUUGAUGUAGUUGUCCCGCCAGGUGUUGCUGAUGGGGCCACUAUGCAACUACAAGGAGAGGGUAACAUAGAUAGAAACAGGGGUAUAUGUGGAGAUCUAUACUUAGUUCUCCAUGUUAAAGAAAAACACGGAAUAUGGAGAGAAGGUCUUAAUCUCUUCUCUAGAGUCAAGAUCAGUUGCACUGAGGCAAUAUUGGGAACUGUGAUCAAGGUGGAAACUGUAGAGGGCUUAAAGGAACUUCAUAUUCCUUCUGGGAUUCAGCCGGGAGAUACUGUAAAAUUACAAAACAUGGGAGUCCCAAAAACUAAUGAGCGGUUUAGAAGGGGUGAUCAUAUCUUUAUUGUCGACAUCCAAAUCCCCAAAAGAAUCAGUGAAAAUUUUAGGGGGGUGGUAACACUCACUUACAAUGCAAAUAAGUUCUGUAGUACAAAGUUUUGCUCUUUUUCAAGUAGCCAACAUCUUGGUUCUGAAUUCUGGUUUCUCACUCUCUCAUUCAGUGACAGAGAAAGGGAACUGGUGGAAGAGCUGGCUUCUCUCCAGAAAUCAUCAGAAGAAUACUCAACUUCUCUUGAUGGUGGUGUAAGUAGAAGUAACAUGGCAAGACAGAACAAACACAAUUCAAACCAGAAGGGCAAACCUGGUAGUUCUUUGUGGAAAUCUGUAGGACGAUUUCUUCGAAGAGGAGGGCAGUCACGAAAUGGGUUUGCAUCUGCAACUCUGGAUAUGACCUCCAUAUCAUACAAAUACAGCAAACUCGAAUCUCCUGUCUCAUCUUCUUGCUUAGCUGUAGUUUUCUUUUCCUGUAUAAUUGUGCUACUAACUAUUUUUCGUAGGAAAUCUCUUCAGGCUUAUUUAACUACUAGAUACUCACCAAUUAGACCUGUUAGAAGAAAACAUUGAAUUUGUUGCAUAAUGUUUUGCUUUGCAACAUGUUGACUUUUUUUUUGGAAAGGAGCUAGAACUCCCCUAGAUCAGCAGCUAUCAAGCAUGGAAGGGGAGAUGAAGAAAUCAGGUCGCUGUAGCUCAUCUAUUCGACAUUCUGACCUCUUUGAUCUAAACAUAAUCAGUGUUUACUAAGCUUAAUCAGCUUAUCUGGUCUCUUUUGUUGUGAUUUCAAAUUUUUAAGAGCAAUUUUUCUCAAGUACUUGUCCAGUUUAACCUAAAUUUGUUAUUUUGUCAUGCAUAGAAUUUACUGCACUGUUCUUGCCUGAUGGCUUUU
Beta vulgaris subsp. vulgaris (sugar beet) is the source of this 2161-nucleotide messenger RNA. RefSeq lists its product as uncharacterized. Lineage: Eukaryota; Viridiplantae; Streptophyta; Magnoliopsida; Caryophyllales; Amaranthaceae. Gene Ontology annotation, cellular component: cytoplasm. The record is from RefSeq and is a predicted model, not a curated record. Gene Ontology annotation, biological process: response to heat; protein refolding. Gene Ontology annotation, molecular function: ATP binding; heat shock protein binding. The transcript has 13 exons. The coding region runs from base 97 to 1842 and encodes 581 amino acids.